AUGUGCCCGCCGGCCGGCCCCGAGUCAUUCUCGCAUUUGCCGGCCGCCAGUCACCUCCACAUCCGCACCAUGUACUCGCAGACCGUCCAUGGCAUGGCCGCCUACAACCCGUAUACGCUGCAUGACGACUCGCACAUGCGCCAGCGCUCGUCGCCCAUGUACAGCUACAGCCAGGCGCCGCGCCCGUACAUGCCGUACGGCAACCAGAGCCCGACCAAGUACCACCACCACUAUGACGGCCACCACCACCACCACCACAUGAGCCAGCACGACGACGACUUUUACCUCGACCACGCUGCGUUCACGAUCGUGCCGACGGUGCCGACGCCGGAAGAGCUCACGCGCUACGAGUAUGGCCGCACGCCGUCGGGCAAGGUGCUCGUCACAGCAGGCAACCAGACGGUCGAGAUCUUUACGGCACGGUCGCAGCGCCUCGACCGCUGCUAG
Saprolegnia parasitica CBS 223.65 is the source of this 447-nucleotide messenger RNA. RefSeq lists its product as hypothetical. Bases 1 to 447 code for a protein of 148 amino acids. The transcript is spliced from 2 exons. The record is from RefSeq and is a predicted model, not a curated record. Lineage: Eukaryota; Oomycota; Saprolegniomycetes; Saprolegniales; Saprolegniaceae.